GUGAUGAAGUUCAGAUGCGCGCUGCUCCGUUUGCGCGCACACAGGAGCUCCGCGACGUUACGGGUGGAUAUAAAGAUGUGACUCCCACCACUAUGGGAAUCUUUUGCGAAGACCAAAGACAUCUCCGUGUGGUGCGGUCUUGAUUUCGGACUAUAUACACUCAUUUGUAGCGGGAACACAAAGCCAGCUGCGGUGUGUUUGCACAUCCACAGCGGUAUUCGCGUCCGCCCCCCACUUUCACAGCUUCUCCAGCCCGAGGAAAGGAGAAGCUCCUCUCGCGCUCAGCAGCUUUGGAACAGUUUUCCCGGACGUAGCGGUGUGCGUUUUUAUAUUCGGACUCGGGAAAUGUCGGCAUGGCCGCCUCGGGAGCACAUAAGUGUCCGAAAAGUGAGAAGUUGGACGAGGCACAAGCUUUGGCCAAAAGCUGCGCGGGGAGACCAGACUUCCUGCCUUGCGAUGGACUCUCCAUUUGCGCCACACACAGCCACGGGAAGUGCUUCAAGCUGCACUGGUGCUGCCACUUGGGCUGGUGUCACUGUAAAUAUGUGUACCAGCCCAUGACGAAUGUGUGUCACCUGCCCAGCACAGCAGUGCCCCCUGAAGGAUCGGAGUACAGUGACACCAUUGACCUGUCCUCAUCUCUGGCUGAGCGUUUCCUAAAGCUGGCCCCGAGCUUCCAGUCUCCUCCUCCCCUCGAGUCACCCAAGUACUGCGUCAUCGCCGACCUGUUUGUGGAUGACUACAUCGUCAAACGCAUCAACGGAAAAAUGUGCUACGUGCAGCGCCCUCCACCUCCGAUGCCUGAACCUCCCAAUCCUCCAACCCCUCCCCCACCUGUCCCAUCUGCCCCAGCUACCCCUCAGGUGCCCCAGAACCCCCCUGCACCCCAGCCCAAAGCCCCCAAACAGAACACAGCCUCCCCCAAAGCCAAGCCACCUCCAACAGCUGUCCAAACGCAACACAAGACCGCCUCACCUGUGGACAAGGUAAAAGGACCCAAAAUGGAGCACUGUUCUUCUCCAUCCAGCUCGGAGGACUCAGGCAUCAACGCUCUGGGGCUGCACUUCCUCGAGUCGUGUGAGGACAGCGAGGAGGAUGAUGGACUCAGCACAGACGGAAACUCCAGCCCGGGCAGUCUCUGGGACCAGGACGAGUGCUCUCUGCUGUCCCCAUCCAAGUCUAUGAUAGAGAUCAUCGAGAAGAUAGAGACUACGGUGUAACUGGCUCAGAGGGUGGACGCCAUCUCACAGGGACGAGAUCUGUGGAUGAGAAUAUUAUAGAGAGAACGAUCAAGCAUUUGCAACUUAAAGACAGUUUCAGGCCACAUUAUUAGAUAUACAUUUUCUAGUGUUUUAAGUUUAUUUUUUAUCUAGUAUGUAAUAUAGUAUGCUACCUGCUCAAAGUUAAUAAGGGGAAGGUUAUUCAAGUAAAGGGAUUUGAUCCAGUUUUUCUAUCCCGAUACUUUUGCAUUAAGUAUCUACCGAUUCCUGAUAUCAACCAAUUACCAGAGCUGAGACUGAAAAUAUCAUUUAUUUUCUUUAAACACAAACAGCGUAUGGUAAAAAAAAAAAAAAAAAUCCAUAUGUAUUUUUAACAGAUAUAUCAGCUUUGUAAAAAUAUACCUUUAAAAUUAUGAGCCUUUCCAAUUUUCUUGUUUCCAUCCAAAUAAUAUGAUUUAAAAUGACAACAAAAUUAACCAUGACUUUAUUUCACUGCACACCCACAGUAAAUGGGUCAAGUCACAGUUUGAGCAGCGCCCUCUUCGCAUUUAAGCAUUUAAAUGAAGCUAAAGGCCUCUCCUUUAGUCAGUUUAGUGGUUACCUGAGUAAACAUAUCAGCAUGAUGAAGAUUCAUGGCCGAUAGCUGAUACGCUAAAGAGUGCAAAUAUCUAUCUACGUCUAUCUCUAAUACUGAUCUUAAGAAAAUGUAUCUAAUAAUGUGGCCAGUGAACACAGAAAUUGUUUUGGUGUGCAGCUGGGUUUUAUACAAUGGAACUGACCAAGGACUGUCCUAUCUCUCACUCAGCUUGUCCACGCAUGAAGACAAUUUCCAACUUCGAGAAAGCACAAACCCCUCAAGCACAUGCACAGUGGACCAAACACAUCUCCUGCACUGGGACAUGGUUAAAAGAGCUCAACCCGAUUUAGCCUAGCCUCACUCCCAUCUGAAGAUUUUUGAAGAGGUCUAUUUAAGUACAUGUGACUGUAUGAAUAAUGUAUGAUUGCAGCGAUAGACUGGGUUUCUUAAAGGUGCAUUGUGUAACUUUUCUGGUGGAGGGUCUGUCGAAGGCUUUCUCUGUGGAAAUGUUAUUGCUUUGUCUGGAAUGUUUCACAGUGUGGUAUGAAGCAACCCCACCGAGUCAGAAUGUCUGUUUUACUAAAUUACAAGUGGGUUUAUAACUCAAAAAUAUCAAGAAAAUGUGGUGUAGAGAGCAAGGGUGUAGGUUUGGUCUCAGCCUUGGUGGACACAUUAUCAACUAACCCCCCAUAAAACCAGCUGAUAGAUUACUUGAUUAACAGAUUAAUAAGAAAGGGUAAAAGUUGCUUAUAUGUUUUAUGAAUUCUUUCCAAAAACACAGAGUCUGGGCAAGUCCAGUAUAAGUGAGACGUGGUUUCAUUUUUCAGUUUGCAAAAUGUACAGUUUGUGUCCAUUGACCUUCUUUACCUGAUAACAAUGAGGUAGAAGUUUGUAGCAGAUUUCUCUUUGCUUGUUGGUGAUGAGAUAUUUAUGAGGCAAUGUCCGUACAUUUUUCCAUGGAAUAUUGUCAAUAGAGUCGGGCUGCUGACAGCGCACGAGUAGGGCUCUGUUUAGGAGGUGCAUUUGUGGUGAUAGUCGCUCUUUUUCCACGGUGACUCAUCAUAAGGCAAGUUUAAUUGAAGAUGAAGUCAAGUAAGUUCCUUUUGAAAAGUUUUUCAAAGUUUGGUGCGCAGCGUCGUCACUCACGCUUGCUCAAGUCGCCAUCUUCAGGUGCUGGUCCUGUCCUGCCGCUUCCCCAGUUCAGGCUCCUGGCUCCAAUAAUGAUAUCACUCUGUUACAGCCAAUGAAAUAGCGGCAUGAGUAACCCUGUCAUCAUAUCACUGAAUAUAUCUCAGAACGUCUAAUAUGUGAACUAAAACGUGUUAAAUGAAUACUAUUGAGUUUGGAAAAUAUAUCGGAAUAAAUUAAUAUUUUUGUUUAUUAAAAUAAAAUGGCAAAUAUUGGUAGGGACUAUUUUGUCUUCCCCAAAUGUUGGUUGUGGCAUGUCCCCACCGUCCCUAUGCAAACCUACACCCUUGGUUUAAUGUCAUACUGUGGAAUAUUCCAGGCAGAGUAAUGACAUAUCCAUAGAGACAAGCAGGUUAACAGAUGCUCCACAAGAAAAGUUACACAAUGCACUUUUUAAAAUGGGCGGUUGGGUCAUUCCUGGUUUUCUCGCAUCAUCUCUCGAGAGGCCAAAACUUGAAGCAUGCCAUCUCUCCUGUCAGUGAGUCCACCUUCACAUUUAGCAUCUCUCCUGCUAAAUCGAUAUUAAUGUCUUCUUGCAAUUGUAAUAGAUCUAUAGCACACUGACUUUUGACCUGGUUAUUAUGGAGUAUCUAUUUUCACAUAUUAGAAAAAAGCUGCCCGACGUUUGUUCACACACUUUUUAUUUUACGCCAUUGUAGAUCAGUGUUAGACAAUCAAGGAAUAGACAAAGCACAUUUUAAUGCUCUAUCUGCCAGCGAGGACCAAGCACGUGUCAUGGGUGGGCACUCGAUAAACAGGGAAUGGUUAAAGAUAAUUAUGAUAUUAAAGGGGCUAUAUGUAAAAAAAUAAAAUUAAAUAAAAAAGUUUAAAAAAAAAAAGAUAAUAGCAAAAUUAGGAAUGCGAUAUAUUGAUUCUGAAAAUAUCACGAUAAACCAUAAUAUUGAAAUUAUUUUAUAUCACUUUUAGCUCAGUUGGUAAAGUCCUUGUCCUCUUAUCCAAAGGUUGGUGAUUCGAAUCCUGCUCCCAUAUAUGAAUACUGCUACUGUGUCCUUGAGACAUUUAAUUGUACUGUAAAUUAACGAUUUAUUGGACCAUCUACAACUCAAAUGUUAUCAUACAGGCCCAAUUCUACAUAAAAUGAAGAAAAAAAUUACCCACAAGUGUGAAGAGAGGGGACACGCAAUAAAUGCUAAGCCUGAAAAAAUAUUGUUCAUUCACCGUAUAUUGAGCGAUAAGUCGCAAACCCACUACCCGCCUUGGUCCAAAUAGGAAGUAAGCAUAGGAUUCUUCCAGCUCUAUUGAUUUUUGCAGCCCCAAUUGAGUUUACGUUGAAAAACUGUCACUUUGUGGGGUCGGCCCUAUGUUCCCACAGCUCUAUGUUCCCUCAAUUUUAAGAUGUUGUUUUUAUUCCUAUAACUUUUCUCGAAAUAAAACUCUAUGUCAAGUCA
This is a messenger RNA of Boleophthalmus pectinirostris (great blue-spotted mudskipper), 4394 nucleotides long. Its product is annotated as UPF0524 protein C3orf70 homolog B. Bases 354 to 1220 code for a protein of 288 amino acids. The transcript has 2 exons. The record is from RefSeq and is a predicted model, not a curated record. Lineage: Eukaryota; Metazoa; Chordata; Actinopteri; Gobiiformes; Gobiidae.